Psammomys obesus (fat sand rat) is the source of this 5787-nucleotide messenger RNA. RefSeq names its product A-kinase anchor protein 17B-like. Lineage: Eukaryota; Metazoa; Chordata; Mammalia; Rodentia; Muridae. The record is from RefSeq and is a predicted model, not a curated record. Gene Ontology annotation, molecular function: RNA binding.
GGGAAGCAAGGGUAGGCACUGGAGCCUACACCCCUGUCGUCCCCAGCCCGGAUCCAGGAAGCAGCCACCAGGAAGUCCACCGGGCCUGUAGGGGGCGAGGGCCACACGGGGCGUUGGCGGGCGGGAGCACGCACGCCUGCGUCGCCGUCUCAGAUGUGGCGAGGACGCGUCCGUGUCGCGACCUGAGCCAUUCAACAGCUGGCCUCGCCCGUAGCAGUCGCAGCGAGGCGAUCUGUCCCCUUCUUAGGAUGCCACAGAACAAUGCUCACCAUGAAGAGUUCCCAUGAACCGUGGUCUUUGUGAUAUUGUCUUCUUUGACACAUUUUCUGCAUAAGGUGGUGUGAGGACACCAUGACAGUCACAGUGGUUUAUGAUAACUCUGAGGCCACAGAGCUCUGUGCUGCCCAGCACCUCUACCUCAAGCCUAUAGCAAAGUUAAUGAUCAACGUAUUGCUCCCAGAAUGUAUAGAACCUGUGAGGCCCUUCUUUAACUGGGAAGUUCUUGACCAACUGAAAAGUCUGAUUUGCCCUGACCAGUUCACCACAGUGCGACUCUCCAAGAGUACAAAAGACUUCAUCCGAUUUGAAGGUGAGGCUGAAACUCGAAGUUUGAUUCAGAUCCUGAAAGCAAAGUUACAUGGGAAGAUCAUCAAGCUAAAUGGUUUGAAAACUGACUUAAAAGUAGUAGCUACAGAUGCCCAGGGAGAGUGGGAACACUUCCCCAAGGCAAAAGAGGCCUCAGUGAUUGAGGGAGCUGAAGAACAAAACCAUGAUAAGAGCCCAGAUUCCAUCUAUUUUGAAGGCUUGCCCUGUAAGUGGUUUGCACCUAAAGGUUCCAGUGGAGAGAAGCCCUGUGAAGAGAUCCUUCGAGUAGUCUUUGAGAGUUUUGGGAAAAUCAAGAAUGUGGAUAUUCCCAUGCUUGACCCCUACAGAGAGGUGAUGACAGGUGGGAGCUUUGGGGGUUUUAACUUCGGCUUGCAAACAUUUGAAGCCUUUAUACAAUACCAGGAGUCAACUGACUUUAUAAAAGCCAUGGAAUCUCUUCGAGGAAUGAAGCUGAUGCUUAAAGGAGAUGAUGGCAAAGCUCUGGCAUGUAACAUUAAGGUUAUGUUUGAUACAACCAAACAUUUCAGUGAAGGAGCUAUACAGAAGAGGAACCAGGAAAGGCUGAAAUUACAAGAGCUGGAGGAAGAGAGGAAAAAAGAAAAAAAGAGAGAAGAGGAAGUUGCUGAAAGGAAAAGAAAAGAUGAAAUAAGGAAAGCCCAAGAAAAGAGAAGGAAGGCCAGGGAGAGGAGGCGAGCUCUGAAGGAAAGAGACAGACACCAGCAAAGAAAGGAGAAGGUGAAAGCCAAGGCUGAGGCUCAGCAGGAGCUGGACUCUUUGGAAGAGUGGGAGGAGCGGAAGUACUUGCUGGCUCAGAGGCGGGUUGAGGCCCUUCGUUUGCUCCGGGUCCUCCUGAAGAAGAUUGAAGGAUCCACACAGUGUAACACACAGGAAGUUAAUGUUAUGAAACCUGAAGUUCAUCACACCCUAGGGACUACAAUGAAAUCUCCAGAGGAAGAAGAAUUAAACACUCAGCAUCUUCUAGAUUGGGAAGAAAUGUCAAGCAAUCAGGUUUCCAAGCCUGACAGUAAACAAAAACAAAAAGUAAAGAAAAGAACUCAGUUACAGAAAUCUUUCCACAGUUCUAACACUAAACAAAUAAGAUGGUCGACUAGAAAAGAGGAAAUUGGAAAAGUGUUAACUAAUGAGUAUGAUUACAGUUUGAUCUCUGACCAGAAUUCCUCAUGGAGUACAAUAAUUCUGGAUCAUUCUCUUGAUACAGAAGAUGAGGACAGUUUUAAUGAAUCAUAUUCUUCUAGACAAACUGUGAUAAACCAUGGCAGGAAACAGAAGAUCUACGAAACAGAUGAAUUUAUUCACUAUUUAUUAAAUUACUAUCAGACUCCAGAGUAUGCCCGAUUCUGUCUUGAAACAAGUCACUCAACAAGCAUGUAUCAGUGGCAGAGAAAUGUCUACACUAAGGGGGAUGGCUUUCAGAUCAAUUUAAGAAAACAUAGGUGCCACUCAGACAGUCUGAGUGAGGUGGAGAGCCUGGAAGGGAAAGAAGAGGAUCAAGAGCAAGGCUGGUCAGAGGUGUAUAUGAAAGAUCCUGAGAGUAAGUCACAGAAGACAAGCAAAAUCAGUGAUGUCAAAAAUUUUACUAAGAAAUUAAAAGACCAUUACAAGGAUAUAGCAAGUGAAACUGAUAAUCACCUGUCCAAAACUGAUGAAGAGAGCUAUCCUGUGGAAAAGAUUCACAGUCACAGAGUCAAAGAUCCUCAACACACAGGAAAAAGUCCAGUUUUUUCAUCAGUAAGGUCAGUAGAUAUAGGUUUGCCAUUGGCAGACUUCUUGGAGGAAAUUAGUAGUGAUUCUGAGUGCUUCAGUGAAAAUCUUAGCAUAAAUGAAGAAGAGGAAGAAAGGUCUGUGGCUGUCUAUUCUAGCUCCCCAGACAAAAGACCUCAUGGUACUGACAAAACCAUUACUUGCAAACAACGGAAAAGUAGGUCAGCAGAGUGGAAACAUGACAGUGAGGAGAGAUCCUCCAAACACAAAGUUAGGGCGCCUGGUAAAAGGUCCAAGUACGAACUGAGCUAUUCGUGGCAUGAGGAUGAAUGUGAUUCUGUUCAAGUUGACAAGAACAUGAGAAAAACUAGGGAAAACCUACCCCCCAGAUACAUGUUUGAUGAAGGCUACUACUAUGAAUCCAUUUUCAACAAUGAGGUUGAGAACAGCACAAGAAAGAGGAGGAGAGUUAUUAGUAUGAUUGACCAGAAUGUGAAAUAUAGGCCCCUACAUCUGUCGUUAAUACCGCCAAAACAUGCUAGAGCUUUCCAUUUGGGAUAUUUCUCCAGAAAAAGACAGAAUCCCUGGAUGUCAGAAUAUAAGAAUGUAAGAAGGCAUAAAAGAUUUGAAAGUACUGAAGAUUACAUGCUUGAUUCUGAUAAUUAUUAUGACAGUCAUGAUUACAACCAGGAGCACAUUGAGUUAUGAGUUAUGGACGCUACUUAGGAGACAUUCUCUGGCUUUCUGUAUUUUAAACUGUUCUAAUGGCUACUUGGAUCAGAAACACCCUUAUUUACAAGAAACAAUUGAUGAAAAGACAAACUUCAAACCAAAUAUAGCUGUUUUAACAACCACAGAGCAAAAACUAGAACAGGGUCAAGUGUAAAAGUUGUUCCUCCUGCCAAAGUUUAAAGUAUGAAUUAAAGUAUGACUGCAGGUAUGUCAGCAAUUUUGGAAGUAAAAAACCCUGUAUAUUCUGAAGCUUGGUGAAAUAAUGUAAUUGCAAAACUUCAUUAUUCAAGGACAGACUUUAUUUUAAGCUUUAAUUUGGUGCCAGUGAAGGAGAAGAUUCGCAUUAAGAAGGCUGACUUAGCUUUCUAUUGCUCUUACGCUGUCAUAACAUUCAUCAUCUAUCUUCAAAGAGGACAAAUAGACAUCUUUUGAUGUGUUUAUAGAUUUGGUCAGAAGUACUAUGUAUGGUAACAAUCUUUGCUAAAAUUUACUUCAUAAUUCUAAAUAAAGAAGAAAUCCAGAGGUUAGAACACAUGAUAGAUUUCAUGAAGACCCGUCAGAAGGAAAUGAGUAUGUUCAUAGCACUCAAUGAGUUAUUCAUUUACACACAGUUUUAGAAGAAGAAUCUAAAAGGGGCUGAUUACCCUUUGAUGGUUAAGUAGAUGGGACUGUUAGAAUUUUUCUUGUUUGUUUUAUGAAUCCCAUAUCUUUCCAUCAAAGCACCAGGAUUGAAUUCAUAAAACCAGAGGGAUUUGCAAAAAGAAAUAUCAAAAGAAAAAAAAAUCCUGGUGCAUUGAUAAUGGCACUUGGGAAGAAAAGUUGUGACAGUAUUCUACUUCAGGCUUUGUAAUCCUUUCACUCAGGGUUGGGUGACAUCAGUUUGUAAAAAGUCACUGACUAUCCCCCAAACUGACUUUUAUAAAACAGUAACAAGUGCCUCCUCAAUCCUUAUCAAUGCCAUGGAGUUAGGAAGAGUUGAAAGAAAAGCCCACAAUUUUGCAGCUGUGGAAAAAUUUUAUGUGCGCAGAAUUUGUAAACGAUGUUAAAUACGUGAUUUAUCUUUUUGCCAACUCGUUUUGGACUUCUUAAAUAUGUUUUUAAAUUGAGAUGUUUGUAGAUUCCUGAAGACGUACCCCUUAGUGCAGUGCAUGUUCUUGUAGCAAGCUUGGCCGACUCUUCUGCCUUACACUGGAUUCAGGACCUCAGGGCAGUUAGUUGACCUUCAUUUUCCCAAUAGACCAUCUGCAACAGGAAGAGUUAUUUAGAAUCCACAGAACCCACGAAGGGCAGCAUUUUCAUGGCACUUUUCAUUUCAGUCUCAAUUUGACGUUCUGCAGAAAAGCAUGUGCUAGUGGAGGCAGGUAGGAUGCCAGGCUGUGGGGCUCCCUCCUAUCAUGACCGGUGUGUCCAUAAACUGCCCCAUGAGCAGCAACCUGGCAUCCACAGUGCUUACAGUUCAUCUGAAGCAAAAGCCACAGGCUAUUUCAUUGAAUAUAUAUGUCCAAUCACUUAAAAGUUCAUAAAGGAAUGUAACGAUCCACGUGCAUUACUAAGAAACAAGUGAAUAGUAUGCUGCUUCUCAUGUUCAAUUCCACUUUCAAGCUAGUGGUUGGUUUCACUUUUAAAACUAGGUUUGACUUGUUGAAUCUGAGAGACUGCUCAUGUGGCCAGAGUGCCUUUUUUUUGUUUUGUUUUUGAGGACUCGCAGUGACUAUUCAUGUUCAAAGUACUGUUGCCCAAAGUAGCCUUUAAAAGUACUAACAGCUCAUAUUUUGUCAGAGAGUUUUCUGGAAACAUACUAUUCUCCUCCAAGAAAAAAAUCUGCCUCUUUUUCCUCCUUCACAUCUUAUUCCAUUGAAACAAAAAACCAUUAUGAAUUUGUAAUAGAAAGCAGCUGAUUGUUUUGAAACAAACAAACAAAAAACACUCAAUUUCUUUCCUUAUUUGAUAAUUUUCUUGUGAGACUUUAGGCAUUUUUGCUCAGUAAAAAUAAAUAAGAUUACAGAUUUCAGCAGCAUGUGCAAAGUUUUUUUGUGUUUUUUUUUUUUUUUUCUGUAAUAGACGUGGUGCUAAGUCAUUUUGAUGCAGCACUUUUGUCUUAUUUUUUUGUUUGCUGAAUGCUCUCCUGGGGCCUACAAGUAAAACUACUGCUUUUGGUGAACCCUGGAGUCUUGUGCCUGUCUGUGGUAAUGCAUUGUAGAUUUGUGUCAGCCCCUUUUUGGUGUAGGCCUUCCAUGAGAAAGGUAAUAUCUUCCUCUGUGCUUGUCACUCAGUGACUUAGUAAAGAAUGUAAUGGAACAAAAUGUUAUGACCACUUUUGUUCUUAAUAUUGUUGUGAAGAGUAUUUUCUCAUAUCUUUUUGUUUUAUCAAAGGCCUGAACUUGUUUUAUUUAAAUAGGGGUUUCGUAUGCUUUCCUUGUAUGUGCUGCUAAUCCUGUAAAGGAAAAGUCUGUUAAUGUGCUUUGAUCAUUUGUUUGAAUUUCUCAGGUAGAAAGCCAUGUAAUCUAGGCAUUUUGAAAACGCAACCAAAUCAAUGUGUUUUUGUUGCAAAACUGUCUAAUGUGUUAAUUUUAAAAUAAAUGCUGAUUGAUUCCAUUUUGGGGAGAAGUUUCUGUCUGUAGUAGGAUAUGUUGCACAAAUGUAGUUCUUUGCUUAUUUGCAUUGUUAGAACAGUGAUAUACAUUUAAUUUUCAUAUAUUUAAAAAUAAAAUUGUCAAUAGUGACAAU